AAAUAUUUGCUGAUUUGUUUAAUAGGGGUAUCAACGAGGGUCGUCAAUGCGCUCGCGAAGUUGACACCUACCUCAUGGGCAUUAGCUCUCAGCUUCCUGUCACUGGCGGUAUUGUUCGCCGGCCUGCUAUCGAUGCAGUUCCCCAGUCUGCUGAGCAAGUUGUCUCUGCAUAGUUUGAGACACUGGAACUCGCGGCUGGAUAGAUGUCGACGACCACGCAUCUAAUCCAUAUCUCAUGAUGACAACGAUCUAUGAAUUUCCCAUGUUGAAAAGUUUUGGGUUCGUCAGGUGUAUGUUGGUGUUGUGUAUCUAUAAGGAUGGUCACACAGUUACAUUCUUCCCUCGCAAAAAGAAAAAAGGUGGCGGGAGGUUUUCUGGAUCCUUAGCGCUUAAGGCUACUUACUUUUUAUCGUCGUUACUUCUGAGCACUCCGUUUUUCUUUUGGUUGCCGCAUUUCUAUUAUAAAUCUACAGUGGAUAUGCAAGGUGUCGUCGGAGCGUUUGCAAUUCCCCUGUACAUAUUAUCUUUUCUCACUCAAUACCAACUGUUUCACAUUAUAUUUCUCCUUUUCUUAGUAGAACUUCACAUAGACUUGGAUUUUUAGAUAGCGCAGUAGUGUCGGCCUUUUCCAUGGUAAGAACUCCACGUACAGCAAACCUCAACCAGAAAACACCUAAUCGAAAUAAGAAAUGAACCCA
Molecule: messenger RNA, 698 nt
Organism: Aspergillus wentii DTO 134E9
Lineage: Eukaryota; Fungi; Ascomycota; Eurotiomycetes; Eurotiales; Aspergillaceae
Exons: 1
Coding region: 236-604 (122 amino acids)
Source: RefSeq, a predicted model, not a curated record